GUCCCACUACCAGCAGCAGCAGCAGCGGCGGCAGCGGCGGUGGAGGGACAGGACCUCCAGCAGCAGCAGACGCUCCCAGCGGCUCCACCGUGGCUGGCUAACCGCCGCGAGCUGACCCAACCCCGCGGCUGGAAAUGUUCACCCACCGCGCCUCGCCACACCACGACCGGGAUGGUAGCAGAGACGAGGGUUCGGGCCGUGACUUUCCAGCGCCGCUUUGUUGACGCCUGCGAGCUUUGAGUUAUGCUCUCACGAAAGAAAAGUAAAAACGAAGCGUCCAAACCAGCCGAGGUCCACGGGAAGUAUGUGAAGAAGGAAACGUCGCCGCUCCUCAGAAAUCUUAUGCCCUCAUUCAUCCGUCAUGGACCCACCAUUCCCAGACGCACCGAGGUCCCCCUGCCGGAGAUCGGACCCUCCGCCUACCCCGUGGCCCCGAGCCGAGAGCCAGUGGUGUCCCGAAACAAGAGCGUGCUGCGAGCCCCGGUGCAGCGGCCCCCCCACGAGGUGGCCCGUAGGGAGAGCCACCGCCUCUCCGCCCCUCCCUACCUCCCCCGGAGCCUGGGAGACCUGUCCCACGAGUACGGAGGCUCGUCGCAGUCCUUCCUCACAGACGUGAGCCCCAUGUCCGAGAACGGAGACGCAGCCCGCUAUUAUUACCCCUCCGAACCUUAUUAUGACAACCAGCAACACCAGCGGCAGCAGCAGCAGCCCAGGAGAGUCCCUGAGCGCUUUCCUGAGGACUAUAGAUACUAUGAGCACAAUGAACACAACUUCCAAAGAGUUCCCCGACAACACACUCCCCCCGCCCCGAGCAGACCCCCUUCAGGCAUAGGUCGAAUACAGGCCAAGUCCCUGGGGAACCUGUCCAGCCUGACGGCGGAGGACCUCCCUCUUCCGGUCGGCUGGACCGUGGACUGGACCAUCCGAGGCAGGAAGUACUACAUCGACCACAACACCAACACCACGCACUGGAGCCACCCGCUGGAGAGGGAGGGGCUCCCUCCGGGCUGGGAGAAGGUGGAGUCCGCCGAGUUCGGGGUCUACUACGUGGACCACAUCAACAAGAGGGCGCAGUACCGACAUCCGUGUGCUCCCAGCGUGCCUCGCUAUGACCAGCCCCCUCCUCUCCCGCCUCCCGUCACCUAUCAGCCUCGUCCCGCUGAGAGGAACCAGCCAGUGCUCGUGCCGGCAAACCCGUACCACACGGCCGAGAUCCCGGACUGGCUGCAGGUUUACGCUCGAGCGCCGCUCAAGUACGACCACAUCUUGAAGUGGGAGCUGUUCCAGUUGGCCGACCUGGACACGUACCAGGGCAUGCUGAAGCUGCUCUUCAUGAAGGAGCUGGAGCACAUCGUCAAGUCCUACGAGGCGUACCGGCAGGCACUGCUCUCCGAGGUGGAGGCCCGGAAGCAGCGGCAGCAGUGGUACGCCCAGCAGCCCAGCAAGAACUUCAUAGGGAACAUGUGAUGCGUGUGGGUGCGUGCGUGUGUGUGCAGCGGGGACACGGGGCGGCCACGCCUCUCUGAGGUUUCCACAGUUUGGGAGCGGUCGGAGUUUUCUUUGAAAUCAUGAUUGACUGUUAAUUGCCUCUUUACCAAACACAUCUGUGCCUUCGCUUGAUCCAAAUAUAUCCUCCAGGAAGCCGAGACACGCGUCGGCCCCUUCCUCUCACUUUAUACAUGACUUUUAAAAAAAAAAAAAAAAGAAGAAA
Salarias fasciatus (jewelled blenny) is the source of this 1711-nucleotide messenger RNA. It is a transcript of the gene sav1, whose product is annotated as salvador family WW domain containing protein 1. The transcript is spliced from 5 exons. Gene Ontology annotation, biological process: apoptotic process; hippo signaling; negative regulation of cell population proliferation. NCBI's taxonomy places the organism in Eukaryota, Metazoa, Chordata, Actinopteri, Blenniiformes, Blenniidae. Gene Ontology annotation, molecular function: protein binding; molecular adaptor activity. The record is from RefSeq and is a predicted model, not a curated record. Bases 244 to 1467 code for a protein of 407 amino acids. Gene Ontology annotation, cellular component: cytosol.